Molecule: messenger RNA, 3442 nt
Organism: Limulus polyphemus (Atlantic horseshoe crab)
Lineage: Eukaryota; Metazoa; Arthropoda; Merostomata; Xiphosura; Limulidae
Gene: GlnRS
Product: probable glutamine--tRNA ligase
Exons: 19
Coding region: 30-2384 (784 amino acids)
Biological process (GO): glutaminyl-tRNA aminoacylation; translation
Cellular component (GO): cytoplasm; aminoacyl-tRNA synthetase multienzyme complex; cytosol
Molecular function (GO): glutamine-tRNA ligase activity; ATP binding
Source: RefSeq, a predicted model, not a curated record
CGCUGUGAAGCCAGUUAAAUUCAUUCGGCAUGGGUACGAUGGAAGACACCGUGGCAAAAUUUAUGAGUAUUGGACUCAGUGAAGUAAAAGCAAAAGAGACGUUGAAAAAUGAAAGCUUAUCGAAAACGUUAUCGGAAACAAUUGCCGAGGCAGAAAAGUAUAUUGAGAAGAAUAUACCGAAGCCAAUGGGUAACUUGCUUUAUCACACUGCCAGCAAAGUGAAAACCCAAAUCAAACAUCGAAUACCAUUGUUGGUUGAGUACAUCACCACUGGCAAACUAGAUUCAGAGCUGAAACUCUCAGCUGCUUUGGAUUACUUGUUGUCUCAUCCAGCUGACCCUCUUGAUGUAGAAAAAUUUGAGGUAACAUCAGGUGUGGGGGUGGUAAUAACACCAGAGGAGAUAGAAAAGGUGGUGGAAGAAGUGAUUGCUAAGAAUAGAGAAGAAUUGUUACAAAAACGUUAUCAGUUUAAUAUGGGAAAAAUGAUUGGAGAUGCAAGAGAGAAACUAAAAUUUGCAGAUGGAAAGUCAGUGAAGAAUGAAGUGGAUGUGCAGGUAUUGGAUUUGUUGGGCCCCAAAACAGCAGAAGACAAGGAGAAACCAAAAGCAAAGGCCAAUAAAGGUAAAGAACAGGAAAAACCAAAAGAAAUAUCCCCUAUGAUAAAUGGAGAGACUGAAAGUAGAGAUGAGUUGAUACAACCUUUUGGUGCUAAAACAAUAACAGAACUCAUGAAAACCAAAGUGAACUUUCAUAAGCCUGGAGAAAACUAUAAAAGUGAUGGCUAUGUUAUCACUACAAAUACUAUGAAUCUUUUAAAGGAACACAUGCAGAUCACAGGAGGCCAGGUCAGAACCCGAUUUCCUCCUGAACCUAAUGGCAUUCUUCACAUAGGUCAUGCUAAGGCCAUUAACAUUAACUUUGGGUAUGCCCAAGCUCAUAAUGGUGUUUGCUUUCUUCGAUAUGAUGAUACAAAUCCAGAGAAAGAAGAAGAACGUUUUUUCAGAGGAAUACAAGAUGCUGUGGAGUGGCUAGGUUACAAACCUUACAAGAUCACCCACUCUUCAGAUUAUUUUCAAGAACUUUACAUAUUUGCUAAGGAACUAAUAAGAAAAGACAUGGCUUAUGUAUGCCAUCAGAAACAUGAAGAAUUGAAAGGUUUUAACCCACCUCCUUCACCCUGGAGAAACAGACCAGUAGAAGAAAGUUUACAGCUGUUUGAGGACAUGAGGAAAGGAAAGUUGGCUGAAGGAGAAGCCACCCUUCGAAUGAAGGUGACUCUUGAAGAAGGAAAGCAGGACCCUGUAGCAUAUAGAAUUAAAUUUGUUGCCCACCAUCGAACAGGAAAAACUUGGUGUAUCUACCCAACAUAUGAUUUUACUCACUGUCUGUGUGAUUCUUUAGAGCACAUUACCCACUCUUUGUGCACAAAGGAAUUCCAGUCCAGGAGGUCUUCCUACUACUGGCUUUGCAAUGCUCUGGACAUAUAUUGCCCUGUUCAGUGGGAAUAUGGUCGACUGAACAUGAAUUACACUGUUGUCUCCAAAAGAAAAAUUGCUAAGUUAAUAUCAGAAAGAAUUGUAAGAGACUGGGAUGACCCACGCCUUUUCACCCUUACAGCACUAAGAAGACGAGGAUAUCCUGCCGAGGCUAUUAAUAACUUUUGUGCUCAGAUGGGGCUAACAGGAGCCCAGAUAUUUGUUGACCCACAGAUGUUGGAAGCUUGUGUUCGUGAUGUACUCAAUACCACAGCACCACGAACCAUGGCUGUCUUAGAACCACUGAAAGUGACAAUUUUAAACUUUCCUCAUACCAAAUGUGUUCAGAUUGAAGUUCCCAAUUUUCCAGCUGACCCAAGUAAGGGGACCCACAUGGUGACCUUUGGAAAGGUCAUCUACAUUGAAGAGUCAGAUUACAGAGAGAUCCCAGAGAAGGGUUACCGACGGCUAUCUCUGCAGCAGCCAGUAGGACUUCGUCAUACUGGAUAUGUAAUAAUUUUUCAAAAGGCCAUUAAAGAUUCUACAGGAAGAGUGAUUGAGAUAGAAGUGACUUGUCAGAAAGUUUCAGAUAUGGAGAAACCCAAGGCUUUCAUACACUGGGUUAGUGAACCACUGACAUGCGAGGUUCGGCUCUAUGAGCGUCUUUUCAACCAUAAAAAUCCGGAGGAUCCCAAUGAAGUUCCUGGUGGGUUUAUUUCAGACUGCAACAAGGAUUCCCUUAAGGUGAUCCCAGGUACUCUGAUAGAUACAUCUGUAAAGUCAGCAAAAAUAUAUGACAAGUUCCAAUUUGAAAGGCUUGGAUUCUUCAGCAUAGAUACAGAUUCAACACCCCAAAAGCUUGUAUUUAACCAAACAGUGACCCUGAAAGAGGAUGCUGGGAAGAACUGAUGAUAGAAUUCUUUAAAUUAUUAGUGUCUUAUAAUUUCUAAAAAUAUUAUUACAUAGCUGAAAGUUUUGAACAUGAAACACACAGUGAUUUAGUAGCAAUUUCUAAAAACUGGUGAAGGUAAUGUUACCAUUUCUUGUGCAACAGUUACCAGCUUUGUGUCAAGGGUAGCAAGAAUUUAUGUUAAGUAACGCAAAUUUUGUACUAAUAUAGCAUACAAUUACUCUAUCUUAGCAUCAUACACAGGCACAUAGUUUUCUAUGGUUCUCUACAGUAAAUUUUAACCAAAGUUCUCACAGAACAUAUAAACAGGAGGAAAUAAAAUUUCUUUUUAUCUUAGAAGUUUUUGUUGCGAUUUGUAUGAUGUAAUGAAGUUAACUUAUGAAUAUUCCUAACAGACGUUUUUGUAUUUAAGACACCUACCUGAGGUUUUCAUAUGUGAAUUAGAGUAUUAACAGGUAAAGUUUUAGUUAUGAACCACUAUCAAGGACAUAUAGUAUAUGGUGACUGAAAUCUGCUAUGUGUUGAUACUAAUGCAUAAAAUUUAAAUCUAAUAUUUUUAACCUGUAUUUAAUAGCUUAAUCUUCCAGUGAUUUAUUUCUUGCUGAUUUAGAUUUCUACACUAUACCACAUUAAAUUGCAAAAAAAUGUUCAUAUUAUUUAACUAAAACAAUCAAUGUGUCAGUGUUCUUAAUUUUGGAGAUUUUAUUAAAAAUAAAGCUUUGAAUAUUAAACUAAGUCCAAGUCAGGAAUCAGUGUUUGACCAUCCAUUAGUAUGACAUUAUUUAUUAGAUUUUUCAAUUAAGAUAGUAUCGUGUAAAAAUCAUAACAUUUUUUGUUUAACUUGUGAAUUAGGUGUGGUUAAAGUUGCAGGUCAUAAGGUACAAGUUUCAGGCUGCAAUGUGCCAUUAAACAUACAUUGCACUUACAGCUGUCAAGACAUUAUAAUAGUGACAAUAUCCCACUAUUUGGUUAAUAAUAUCUCUAUAAAUGAUGAGGGUUGUUGGCUUUAUGCCUUCCCUCUGGCCAGCAAUUCUAAAUUAAAGAUUGCUAUUGUUAU